AUGACCAAUUACAACACCAUGACGAUUACCCUUGGACAGAAGGACGGGCUUCGGCGUCUUUCCGCUGGACCCCCGAUGCGUCCGCCGCGCGAGCAGAAGAGCGGCCCCAGCUGGUUCGUCGCGUUGGCGAUCGCCGCGGUGUCCCUGGCUGUUGGAAUUUGUUUUUCUCCGACGUUUCUUCCCACCGAGUUAUCAAAUGCAAAAAUGUCUGGGUCUGGAAGAAUGCAACUUGUGAUGCUGCAUUUGGAUGCCUGAAAAAUUUGUGUUGCAUGAUGAGCAGCAAAAGGAUUCUAGUUUUUGCUACGCGGGGAGCGCAUUUGUCAUCCGGAAUAGGCAUCAAGAAUCCCUCAGAAAGCCCUUGAUGCUAGGGCAUGCAUCACAGACAUCAUGGCUCAUGCAACACGUGCGUGACAAGUCUCAGAAUCAUCCAGACCCAGACAGUUUUACAGUUGAUACGAGUGCCCGAAGUGCAACUGCCCGCCUUGCGAUCGCCGGGAAUUGAGGCCGAUGGAGGUGGUGGUGAGGCUUGACAAGAAAACAGCGGGGAACGACCCCGUGGAGGCGACCAAGAAAAAUAAUUUUGCUUUCUCCCCUUUCAAGGACGACACGAAUCCCGCUGCCUCUACUUUCGAGGAUCACUACUUUUCGGCCGAAGUGCUAGACCCGCAGACCUUGAAACCGCUGCAAUCUGACACCACGCGGCUCGUGGAAGCGCUAAAAAGGGCCGACGGGGUCUUUGGGCAGCUCGCGGUGAAAAAAAAUUCGCCGGCGGUACUAGGGCGUGCAACUACUUCUACUAGUAGCCAAAACAGCAACUUUGUGUCUGUUCCGAAAUUGCAGCGAGCUGCCCGUCUCCGUAUAGAGGCUGUUGCGCGGUUGCGUGCGUGCAUGCAAAAGAAGGAAAAUUCAAUGUACCACGAAGGCCCGGCUUGUACGCGCUGGUCGGAGAUUAUCGACGCUGUCUUUGACGAAUGUGGCAGCUUUGACUCGCUUGUAGAGGCUGGCGGUCUCCUGGCAGGAUCCAGCAACUUCGAGGUCGCGGAGUACAUUCGUGAGAAAAUUGAUGGUAACAGCAAAAACGCGAUGCAGGGCGUCGUGUACUUUGAGCCGCGCGGGUCCGGUGAGUGGAUGGUUGUGAAUCUGAAGGGCGUGCAUGAACCGUUGGCAAAAUCGCCACUGCAUGAGGCCGAUUGCUUUGCCUUCUACGAUCAGUCUCGAACGCGCGGGGCAGACUUGAAGCUGAAACACGACGCGCAUGCCAUCGUCACGGUGGCACCCGGAAUGAACAAGGAUCAGCUCAUGCAAGCUGUUGGGAGGCUGCGAAAAAUUCACUUCGCGCAAACCGUGGCAUUUUACGGGCCGCCAGAGGUCACGAACAGUAUCCGAGAACAAUGCAGCCUGCCGUGCGCGCAGCUGAACUCGGUAGACCUCCUCUUCUGGGUUACUCUGAACACCAUCCACGCCGUCGAAAAUGCGUUGCUACCCUGGGCUUCGCAAGGAGGUACGUACUGUGCAGUGGGCGGGAACGCCUCCCGAGCCUUGCUCGACGAAAAAUGCGACUUGACAACGUUUUAUGGUGCCUCGACGAAGAAGCAGCUUAUUCGUGACGUCGGAAAGAGAGACUUUGAAGGUCAGAUGCGGCAAGCUGCAAAGAGAUUCAAAGAAGCGGAACGCUUGCGCACACUGGCAACCAGUAAUCCAGAUUCGCAGCAAGCCCAAGGUCGCACAGGAGGUACUCUGCCUACGGGAAAAGCCUGUGGCGGAGCCUCCUGUUUCGAGUACACGCCGAAAUUGCAGCGAGCUGCCCGUCUCCGUAUAGAGGCUGUUGCGCGGUUGCGACUACGGCAAUGA
Messenger RNA from Amoebophrya sp. A120, 1851 nucleotides. Lineage: Eukaryota; Dinophyceae; Syndiniales; Amoebophryaceae. The record is from the annotation of a GenBank genome assembly.